Molecule: messenger RNA, 1239 nt
Organism: Akanthomyces muscarius
Lineage: Eukaryota; Fungi; Ascomycota; Sordariomycetes; Hypocreales; Cordycipitaceae
Exons: 2
Coding region: 1-1239 (412 amino acids)
Biological process (GO): retrograde vesicle-mediated transport, Golgi to endoplasmic reticulum
Cellular component (GO): endoplasmic reticulum; SNARE complex
Molecular function (GO): SNAP receptor activity
Source: RefSeq, a predicted model, not a curated record
AUGUCCUUUGCAGGGCUGCAGGAGCGCCUGACGGCCCUCCAGGAGUCGACGGCCCAGCUCCAUGAGCUCGUCGACCGGCUCGCCCACCUCAAAUUCCAACCCGGCGCGGUGCCCCUCGGCACAGACGAAGAGGACAGCGUCAGCGGCGAGCUGAGCGGCGAGAUUGCGCAGAUUCUCAAGGCCAACUCCGAGGACCAGGAACUGCUCCUCGAGGAGGCCAACUACCUACGACCCGAGGGCCACGAGAAGGAGAGGCUGGUGGACGGCGUGGUCCGUGUGGGCAGUGAAUUGGCAAAAUACCGCUUAGCGUUCCGAAAGGCGCGAUUACAAGCGAAAAAGAGCCUGGUAGAGGCGCAAAAGCUCGAGCGGCAACUUCUCCUCAAAUCAUAUUCCGCACCGAUUCCCGAAUUCGAACCCUCCCACGACAACGACAACGACAACGACGAGCCUGCUGCUGCUGUUGCUGCCCCCGCCCAGCAGCGUCACCGGAGCAUCCACCAGAGCGCCCGGUCGGGGCUGACGGAGGAGGAUCAGCAGACGGUCGGCGCGAGCAGCAACGUGACGGCAUCGCUGCGGCGCACGCACGACCUCAUCGCGUCGGAGCUCGGCCGCAGCGAGUUUGCGCACGAGACGCUGACCGAGUCGUCGGCCGCGCUGCGGCAGCUGGAUGACUCGUACGGCUCGCUGGACUCGAUGCUGGGCAAGUCGCGCGAGCUGCUCGGCACGCUGCUGCGCUCGCAAAAGAGCGACACGUGGUACCUGCAGACGGCGUUUUACAUGCUCGCCGUGACGGGCGCGUGGCUGGUGUUUCGCCGGCUGCUGUACGGGCCCAUCUGGUGGCUGGUGCUGUUCCCGCUGCGGAUACUGUUUGGCGUCGGGUCGACGGCGACGAGGGCGAUCCUGCCGGCGGGCAAGUCGGCGCCGGCGCAGGCGGGACAUGCAGCGCGGCAGAGCGACGAGGGUAGAGUGCCGGUGCAGGGUAUACCGGAUGAAGCGCUGCCUACGGUAAAGGUUGAUGCGCGGGAUGGUGAGAGAGAAAGGCAAGAAGAAGAGGUGAAGGAAGCUGUGGAAGAAGCUGUGCGGCAGGGUGUCGAGGAAGUUGAAGCGGCAAAGCAAGCAUCGAGCGAGGCAGUGGAAGACGGGCCAGCGGGUGGCGAGGAGUCUUUGGCCGAAGAGCAAGGGGAGAGUGGCCAGGCCAGUACCGAGAACCAAGCAACUCACGCAAAGGACGAAUUAUAG